This is a messenger RNA of Oppiella nova, 306 nucleotides long. NCBI's taxonomy places the organism in Eukaryota, Metazoa, Arthropoda, Arachnida, Sarcoptiformes, Oppiidae. The record is from the annotation of a GenBank genome assembly.
AUGAAAACAAGUGCUAAUGGAAUUAAUCUGAUUUGUGGUUUUGAGGGGCUAGAGCUCAAAGCAUACGAUGAUGGUGUGGGGGUAUGGACCAUCGGUUAUGGUACUACUAUCGUAAAUGGUAUUAAGGUUAAGAAAGGCGAUAUUUGUACGGUCGAACAAGCUAAAAGUUAUAUGGCUCAAGAUUUAAAGAAAUUUGAAUCUGCGGUUAAUACGGCUGUAAAGAUCCCAUUAAAUCAAAACCAGUUUGAUGCGAUGGCGCGGCAGAGCAAUUCCUACGCUGGAACCGUGGAGGUGGUCGAGUUCUGA